ACACACCUGGGUCAAUUUGUGUCACUUCCAAAUUCCCUCAUUUAUAUCCUGAUUAGGUUUAUAAACACCCCCUUGAGAGCUCUUUGUUAAUCCACUAUUUAAACCUCCCUCCUGUUGUCUGUCACUCUAUCCCUCCCCCAGCCUUUCCCGCUCAAGCUCUACCCUUCUCUGCCCAGCCUGCCCCUUGAUUCACAGUCAUCUUCCUCUCUUCCCUGUGGACUGCCUCCUACCAUGUUCCCUUGAGCCUCCAAGGAAGGGGCUCAGGGGGCCCCAUGGCCUCCCGCUCCCCGUGGCCCUAUAGCCCCCGUGGGCCAGGGGAAGCAGCUCGAAAGCCCCAAUGCCGAGGAUGGGCAACCGCACGUGGGAGGGCUGCCAUGUGGACUCGCGUGUGGACCACCUCUUCCCACCAUCCCUCUACAUCUUCGUCAUCGGCGUGGGUCUGCCUACAAAUUGCCUGGCCCUGUGGGCAGCUUACCGCCAGGUGCGUCAGCGCAAUGAGCUGGGGGUCUACCUAAUGAACCUCAGCAUUGCUGACCUGCUGUACAUCUGCACGCUGCCACUGUGGGUCGACUACUUCCUGCACCACGACAACUGGAUCCAUGGGCCCGGCUCCUGCAAGCUCUUCGGGUUCAUCUUCUAUACCAACAUCUACAUCAGUAUUGCCUUCCUCUGCUGCAUCUCAGUGGACCGCUACCUGGCUGUGGCCCACCCGCUGCGCUUCGCCCGCCUACGCCGUGUCAAGACAGCGGUGGCUGUGAGCUCCGUUGUCUGGGCCACAGAGCUGGGUGCCAACUCAGCACCCCUGUUCCAUGACGAACUCUUCCGGGACCGCUACAACCACACCUUCUGCUUUGAGAAGUUCCCCAUGGAAGGCUGGGUGGCCUGGAUGAACCUCUACCGGGUCUUUGUGGGGUUCCUCUUCCCAUGGGCUCUCAUGUUGCUGUCCUACCGAGGCAUUCUACGGGCCGUGAGGGGCAGCGUAUCCACUGAGCGCCAGGAGAAGGUCAAGAUCAAGCGGCUGGCCCUCAGCCUCAUUGCCAUUGUGCUGGUCUGCUUUGCGCCCUAUCAUGUGCUCCUGCUCUCACGCAGCGCUGUCUACCUGGGCCGCCCCUGGGACUGUGGCUUUGAGGAACGCGUGUUCUCAGCCUACCACAGCUCUCUGGCAUUCACCAGCCUCAACUGUGUGGCUGACCCCAUCCUCUACUGCCUGGUUAACGAAGGUGCCCGCAGCGAUGUGGCCAAGGCCCUACACAACCUGCUCCACUUCCUGGCCAGUGACAAGCCCCAAGAGAUGGCCAAUGCCUCACUCACCCUUGAGACUCCCCUCACUUCCAAGAGGAACAGCUCAGCCAAAGCCUUGGCUGCCAGCUGGGCAGCCUCUCCACCCUCCCAGGGGGACCAGGUGCAGCUAAAGAUGCUGCAGCCAGCACAGUGAACCCAACUGGUGCAGAGCCCCCAAUCCUCCAAUCUCAUCCCACAGUCCCUUUCUCCUGGUCUAGUGUAUACAAAUUGUAUGUAAAUAAGGUUGUUUAAUAUUCAUUAGAAUACAAGAAAGUAGGAAAAGAGUGAG
This is a messenger RNA of Otolemur garnettii (small-eared galago), 1570 nucleotides long. RefSeq names its product G protein-coupled receptor 4 (gene GPR4). Gene Ontology annotation, biological process: G protein-coupled receptor signaling pathway. The transcript has a single exon. Gene Ontology annotation, cellular component: membrane. The coding region runs from base 338 to 1435 and encodes 365 amino acids. The record is from RefSeq and is a predicted model, not a curated record. Lineage: Eukaryota; Metazoa; Chordata; Mammalia; Primates; Galagidae. Gene Ontology annotation, molecular function: G protein-coupled receptor activity.